AUGCCAGGUGGCGGUAAUGAAGGUGGUUCAACUGGUACUGGUGGUACAACUGGUACGACAUUUCGAGCUACGAUUGACAACAAUGUUCCAUUACCAGCACCAUUUACAAAUGACAACAAUUGGAUUGUGUACGCGGACAAAUUGGAGCAAUAUUUCUUAGCUUUCAAAAUAGUCGAUGACAAUCAGAAAAGAGCGAUUUUGUUGACAUCGCUGGAUGAAUACGUCUACGAAAAGCUCACAGAUUUAUGUUUUCCAGAGGUGCCAGGCUCGAAGACGUAUAAGGAUGUCUGCGCGGUGAUGAAAGAAAAUUUUACGAAACAAGUCUGUGUGUUCAUCGAGAGGCUAAGAUUCUACGAGGCAAAACAAGCGGCCAACGAAGGUGUGAACGAUUACACGGCAAGAUUAAAGAAGCUGUCGAGAUAUUGUGGCUUCGGCAAUUAUUUUAAGGACGUAUUACGGGAUAAAUUCGUGUGCGGAUUAUCAAGAGGUCCUGUAUUCGACAAGGUUUGUGAAAAGAAAGGCGAUACCACCUUCGAGGAUCUGCUAAAGGUAGCAUUAGCGAAGGAGUUGGCGGUGAAGGAACGCAGGGCAGCAGAGUCCUUGGACGUUUGUAAAAUCGAACACCCGAAACCCAGUCAAUCGAAAUAUUCGAAGAAUUCCAAUAAGUCAGACAAAAUGAGCAAAGGAAAUUGCUAUGCUUGUGGUGAGUCGAAUCAUUUGUUUAAAUCGUGCAAGUACAAGGAGUACAAAUGCAAAAUAUGCAAAACAACGGGCCACUUAGCUAAGGUUUGCAAGCAGAAGAAUAAAAAGCAAACUCAACCGAAGCAAAACAAUUUCAUCGAUCUGGAAGACGAAUCAGAGCUCAAAUAUGUCGAUUUUGUUCGAAGCAAGAAGCAACCGAGGCAAAACAAUUUCAUCGAUUUGGAGGACGAAUCAGAUUUUGAACGGUUGACUGUUAAAUACGUUGAGUUGGAGGUAAACAAUUUGAGUGGAUCGGAAGCAGACGAGAACAUUUUUACGAAAUUAUCCAUUCGGGAUAGACAACAUCAGUUCGAAGUCGACACUGGAUCACCGAUAUCAGCGUGUUCGGUGGACUUCUAUGAACGGAACUUUCGAGACAUCCCACUGCAGCCAUUUGUCGGAGGGUUGAGGUCAUACAACAAGACCCCGAUUGAAAAUCGUGGAUUUUUCGAAGUGGAAGUGAAGUUUAAGGCAGCAACGCACAAAUUACGUCUUGUGGUUAUCGUCAAUGGAGGCGACCCGUUGAUCGGUCGGGACUUCUUGAGGAAAAUAAAGCAACAGAAUUGUCAUGGAAUUGUCAAUAACCUCCAGUGCAGCGAUGCUGAUAUCCAACGAUUAAUCAAUGAAAACGGACAACUUUUUCGUAAGGAAUUGGGCUGUUACAAAUACGGUAAAGUACGACUGGAAAUGAAAAGUGAAGCGAAGCCGGUUUUUUGCAAGGCGCGUCCGGUGCCGAUAGCCUUCCAGAAUGAAGUGUCAAGACAAAUAUCCGAGAAGGUCCGCAACGGUAUUUUGAAACGAGUGGACUAUUCGGAGUGGGGAACGCCUCUGGUGUCAGCGCCAAAGCCAAACGGUGGUCUACGGGUUUGUGGCGAUUAUAGUGUCACAGUGAACCCACACCUCAAGCCAGUCACGUACGCAUUGCCGCUUGUGGAAGAUUUAUUUGCGUCACUAAAUGAAGGUGAGUCAUUUUCUAAAAUUGAUUUGACUGACGCUUAUUAUCAGUUGGAGCUAGAAGAGGACAGCCAGAAGUUAUUAGCAUGGAGCACUCAAGAAGGAAUUUUCGUGCCGACGAGAAUGCCAUUCGGAAUUAGUCCAGCAUGUUCCAUAUUUCAACAAGUUAUUUCGAAAACGUUACAAGGAUGUAAAGGCGCGAUUUGUUGUAUGGACGACAUAUUGAUCACUGGACGGAACAGGGUCGAGCAUCUGGGAAAUUUGAGCGAGGUGUUCAAGAGAUUGUCUGAUGCGGGGUUUACACUGAGAGCUGAAAAGUGUGAAUUUUUUAAGGAAAGAGUCAAAUACUUGGGGUACAUCAUCGAUAAGAACGGCUUGCACAAGGAUCCGCAGAAAAUCGAAGCGAUGGUCAAUGCACCAAAACCGAAAAAUAUUUCGGAGCUAAAAUCAUUCGUCGGAUUAGUCAAUUUUUAUUCACGAUUUUUUCCCAAUCUGGCUCAAGUUUUGGGACCGAUUUACGACCUGUUGGGAAAAGACAAAAAAUUCGAUUGGACGCAAGAGUGCGACAAAGCAUUUGAAUUGGUGAAAUCGGUAAUUGCAUCGGACAAAGUUUUAAUCCACUACAACCCCAAGUUGCCUGUCAGACUAGUUUGUGACGCGUCGGUCUACGGUAUCGGAGCAGCAAUUUUUCACGUGUUGGAGGACAACACAGAACGACCAAUAGCAUUUGUGUCCCGUAAGCUGAGUAAAGCGGAGAAAAAUUAUUCGACACCGGACAGGGAGGCAUUGUCAAUUUAUUUCGGGACGAAAAGGUUCGCCCAUUAUCUGAUUGGUAGAAGGUUUUCCCUUAAGACUGAUCACCGGCCGUUGCUAGCAAUUUUCGGAUCGAAAAAAGGAAUUCCACCAAUGGCAGCAGGACGAUUACAGCGAUGGGCAUUGUACCUGGCGAAUUUCACGUUCGACAUCGAACAUAUAAAGGGAAGAGAUAACGCGAUAGCCGAUUUUCUAUCACGUUUUCCAACCGAGGAGUCAGACGAUGGAGUGCCAGAUGUGUGCUACGUGAAUUUCUUAACAACAACCGCCGAAAAUUUGGUCGAUUGUGAAAUAGUCAGAAAGGAGGCAGCAAAGGACGAAGUUAUCGGCAGAGUCAGCCAAUUUGUUCGAGAAGAAUGGCCGAUUGGAAUUGAGAAGCAGACUGAGUUUAGAAAUUAUUGGUUGAAGAAAGACGAGCUUACCAUGGAAAACGGAGUGCUAAUGUGGGGCUAUCGAGUAGUUAUCCCGACGUCAUUGAGACAAAGGCUUUUGUCCGACCUGCAUGCGGCGCAUUCCGGUAUUGUCAAAAUGAAGGCUAGAGCGAGGUCGUAUUUUUGGUGGCCGAACAUUGAUCAGGAUAUAGAGAAUGUGUCACGUAAGUGUGUCCAAUGUUUGACUAAUGCUCCGAAUCCUCCAAAGGUACCGCCUUCGCCGUGGGUGGAAACCGACGCACCGUUUCAACGGAUUCAUUCCGACUAUCUGGAGCUUCGAAAGAAAGUGUUUUUGAUCAUCACGGACAGUUUUUCAAAGUGGCCGGAAGUUUACCAAGUAACAUCCAUGGAAGCAAGUGUGGCAAUUCGAAAAUUUCGAGAAUAUUUUGCUCGUUAUGGGUUACCAGGACUCAUUGUGACCGAUAAUGGAACGCAGUACAUCGCAAAGGAAUUUGCAGAUUUUUGUACGCAAAAUGGUAUCCGUUGCAUGACUACAGCGUCAUACAAGCCACAAUCGAAUGGACAAGCCGAAAAUUCCGUUAAGUCAUUCAAGGAUGGAAUUAGAAAGGCUUGUGACGACCCGGCAAACCGAAAUACUCCACUAGAGACAAUCAUCGAACGUUACCUAUUCUUCUACCGGAGUUCAACACACUCAACCACAGGAGAGACACCGCAUAAAUUGUUGUUUGGUCGAGAAAUGUCUACGCACUUCGACCGAUUGAGACCGUCAUUUCUGAAGGACCUUCGUUCACGUAUAGAGCAACGCAUCAACGAGGACCGACAUCGAAAAAAUCCGGUUCAAAGACACUUCAACGUGAACGACGAGGUUAUGCUAAAAGUGUUUGGCAAAAAUAAAUCGUCGUGGCAGAGAGGCAUCGUAAAAAAAAGGCUCGGUGUCAACAUGUACCUAUGCGAGUUGAGUGGAGGGAAGUUGGUCAAAAAACAUUCGGAUCAAAUUCAACGAGGAAAGUUGGCAGCGUCAAUCGACAGUUCCACCAAUAACCAGUCGAAACCGCCGACGACAUUGAAGACUCGGUCUGGGAAGGUUUAUUCGCGGAACUAA
Molecule: messenger RNA, 4002 nt
Organism: Bradysia coprophila
Lineage: Eukaryota; Metazoa; Arthropoda; Insecta; Diptera; Sciaridae
Source: RefSeq, a predicted model, not a curated record